This is a messenger RNA of Phragmites australis (common reed), 752 nucleotides long. RefSeq names its product organelle RRM domain-containing protein 2, mitochondrial-like. Gene Ontology annotation, molecular function: RNA binding. The transcript is spliced from 4 exons. Bases 72 to 494 code for a protein of 140 amino acids. Lineage: Eukaryota; Viridiplantae; Streptophyta; Magnoliopsida; Poales; Poaceae. The record is from RefSeq and is a predicted model, not a curated record.
AAAGGUCUUAAACCCCAGUUCUAGCAGCGAAGGCGAAUCCCUAAUUCCCCACCAAAAUUCUGGCGGCGGCGAUGGCGGCGGCUGCGGCGAGGUCCGGAUUCCGGCGCAUGUUCUCCGUCUCGGCAUUCGCGCCGCCGAAGCCGCCCGCCCCGCGACCGCAGGCCGACCCCUGCCCGAACCUCUUCGUAUCCGGACUGAGCAAGCGUACCUCAACGGAAACACUUAGAGAUUUUGCAGCAAAGUUUGGGGAAGUUCUGCAUGCACGAGUUGUGACAGAUCGUGUCAGUGGUUUUUCCAAGGGGUUUGGCUUUGUAAGGUAUUCUACAGUUGAAGAUGCAACCAAAGGAAUCGAAGGAAUGGACGGAAAGUUCCUUGAUGGAUGGGUUAUUUUCGCCGAAUAUGCUAGACCCAGACCACCGCCGUCUCAACCAGAGAUGAAUUCGCAGCCCCAACAAUCGUGGGGCCCUCCAUCAGGUUCCUGGGGUGCACAGUAGAUGAAGAGAGAAUCAUGGGGCCCUCUAUCCAGCCUUGGCGUUCACAGCGGAUCAAAGAAGGCCAUCAAUUCUAUAUUGAAUUGUAGCUAUAUUGUGCCAUCCCAGGUGUGAACAUUUGCUACCGUUGCGAUAUUCUUAUCGUGUUGCAGUGGUCGUUUACUCGCGUCCAUGGCUUCCACAUGAAGUAGUUGUCGAACCGAAUACGGACCAAACAAGUAUUACUGUCAAAGCGAAACAGGACACGAACAGUUUUAAACA